Messenger RNA from Sitodiplosis mosellana (orange wheat blossom midge), 1167 nucleotides. RefSeq names its product NPC intracellular cholesterol transporter 1-like. Lineage: Eukaryota; Metazoa; Arthropoda; Insecta; Diptera; Cecidomyiidae. The record is from RefSeq and is a predicted model, not a curated record. The transcript has 7 exons. The coding region runs from base 98 to 895 and encodes 265 amino acids.
AGUUUGAAUCGUAGAAUCACCAGAUUAGGUCGAUGUGCUGGUUUCUCUAAGUCUUGAAUAUUCCUCAGUAACUUUAAACAAACUCUAGUUAGUUGUAAUGGCUGGAAUUAGGAAAGAUUUUCGGUCCAACCGUUUGGCUAUAUUCAUAAUUUGUUCAAUAUUUUUCCAAUUCGGUCAUUCUACCGACGAAUCAGAGAAAAAUACUGAUGGCCAAUGUAUAUGGUAUGGCGUUUGUAGAAAUUAUGAGGAUAGAGGCGUGGACAAGAGCCAGUAUUGCAGUUACAAUGGAACAGCCAAACUGUUGAGCGAGGAGGGACGUCAGAAUUUAAUGACGUACUGUUCGUAUUUAGAUCAAGGAGAAAACAACACAUUCACAUGCUGUGAUAGUGAACAGAUCGAAAUAAUGAAUGACAAUAUAGAAAGAGCGGAAUUCAUUCUCAGCGAUUGUCCGGCGUGUUUCCAUAACUUCGUGCAGCCGAUAUGUGCCAUGACAUGUAGUCCAAAGCAAUCGCAAUUUUUGAAGGUUAAUCAACUGGACGAUAAAGAAUCGGAAUAUGGGCCGUAUGUAACAAGCAUCGAUUAUGCGAUAAACCACCAAUAUAUCGAUGCCACAUUCCAGUCAUGCAAAGAGGUUAAAUUUCUAUUGAUCAUGAAAUCGGUGAAUAUGAUGUGUGGCGGUGCGAAGGAUGCUGACUGUACGUCACAUAAAUGGUACAAUUUCAUGGGUAACUAUGCAAUCAACAAAUACGUACCAUUCCAAACCAACUACAUCACAGAUCCCCUCAAUGGUUAUACCUCAUUCAAUCGAUCCACCGUACCUUGUUAUAAAGCAGUCAAUGAAUCGAAAGGAAAAUGUUCAUGCUCUGAUUGCAGUGGAUCUUGUGCCCCGAAUUGAAUACGACGGUGGACGGCAGUUUCUCUAAUUUCUCUAUUUCUAGUACUUUAUAUACAAAGAAUAUACUUCAAUUGAAUGUUGUUUGCUCAGUUUUUAGCCAUUUUCUUGAACAAGUUCAAUUGAUGGAACGAAUUUUGUGUGCAACUUGUGUUUUGAAAUAGUUUUAAUAGAAAAUUGUUAACAGGAAAUCGUGUUCAAUUAUGCAGAAAAACUUGAUGCAAAAUAAAGACGUUCACAUGUAUAUUCCGUGUGCGCAAAUGAAGGACUCUCUA